Messenger RNA from Rubroshorea leprosula, 1296 nucleotides. NCBI's taxonomy places the organism in Eukaryota, Viridiplantae, Streptophyta, Magnoliopsida, Malvales, Dipterocarpaceae. The record is from the annotation of a GenBank genome assembly.
GAGAUUCAUUUAGAAGGGAACAAGUUCACGGGAUUGUUGCAAGAUUUUCUUCCCAAUUCCUCAAGUAGUCUUUCUGUGUUGAAUCUCAGAGAUAACAACUUGUCUGGCUUCAUUCCUAACCUAAUUGGUAUGUUUCUAAAUCUAAAAAUUCUUUUGUUGGGAAAAAAUCAUUUAAAGGGUUUGAUUCCAGAGACAUUGUGUUUAUUGCAAAAUAUAAGCAUAAUGGAUCUUUCUAGCAACUCAUUCUCUGGAACAAUACCCUCUUGUUUCCAAAAUUUAACCUUUGGGGUCAUGGAGAAUUAUGGUGGUACUCUUGUACAAGUUCAAUUGUUGAUUUUCAAUGAGUUUAUUGAUGAAAAUCACAUAUAUGGAGAUCUCAUAAAGACAAAUUUGGAGCUUCUCAUAUAUGUUGAGGUUGUCGGAUUGAAUGAAAUUUAUCUAGUUGAUAAAAACAGAGGCAACUCUUACAAGGGUAGUAUACUAAAUUUCAUGUCUGCUCUUGACAUGUCCUGCAAUGAUCUGAUUGGAGAAAUCCCACAACAGCUUGGAAAGCUCACACAGCUUCAUGCUUUAAAUUUAUCUCAUAAUCAAUUGAUGGGUCCUAUUCCAGUUACGUUGUCAAAACUAUCCAACAUUGAAAGCUUGGACCUUUGUUGCAACAAUCUGCAAGGAAAUAUCCCUUUAGAGUUGACCAACCUAAACUUUUUAGAGGUCUUCAAUGUAUCAUACAACAACUUAUCCGGUCAAAUUCCCAUGAAAGGACAGUUUUCAACAUUCGAGGAGAGCAGUUAUGAAGGAAACCAGUUUCUUUUUGGGUUGCCAUUGGAGAAAUGUUGCAUCAUUUAUAAUGAGACACCACAUUUAGAAUCAUCACCUUCGGAUGCAACUAAAGGGAAAUGGUAUGAAGUUGACCUUCUUGAUUUUCGUGCAUGUUUUUUCCCAACAUAUGUGGUGUUCUUUCUAUUGAUUGUGUCCCUUCUCUGCAUCAACCCUCAUUGGCUUAAAAGGCCACUUUAUUUCAUAUCAAACAUUAACUACCUUCUAAAUUUGGCAUUCUUCGACAUUCUUAGUCGUUGGUGAAGGUUUUUAAUAAUCUAUCUUAUUACCUAGUUCUUGCAACUUUAUAUACCAUGUAGUUAGUUUAGUCCUUUGGUUGCAACAACAACACUUGGUUAUUGUGUAUUCUUGGGAAUGUGAAUUUGAAGAGGGUGUGUGUUUGAACUUAAAGUUUAAAUUCAAAUGAAGUGUUUGUUUUUAUAUGACAAGAGUGCAUUUCAAUACAGGCAUUUUGAUAUU